Molecule: messenger RNA, 675 nt
Organism: Penicillium cinerascens
Lineage: Eukaryota; Fungi; Ascomycota; Eurotiomycetes; Eurotiales; Aspergillaceae
Exons: 5
Coding region: 1-675 (224 amino acids)
Cellular component (GO): membrane
Molecular function (GO): transmembrane transporter activity
Source: RefSeq, a predicted model, not a curated record
AUGCCGCUGCUGGAGCUCAGCCAGUGUUUCAACACGUCAAAAGACCACAAAUACUCAGUCGGCCAGAUCAACACAUAUCCUACAACCACCUACAUUGUUCAAGUCGUCACCACACUUGCUUAUGCCUGGUCUUCAGACACUUUCCUCAACGGGAUGCGAUGGCCACCCAUUAUCUUCGUUGCUGUGAGUUCAACCGCUCCGCGGACCAGUCAUAACCAAGAAGCUCACAACAUCCAGAUGGUGAAUAUCAUCAGUUAUGUCCCGCUGACAGUAUGGGACAUCCCAGUGUGUUGGAAGUGGACUUGCUACAUUAUCUGUGGUGCUGGAUUUGGACUCAGUGGUCUCCUAAUGGCUUGGGCUCAUGAAAUUUGCUCCGAAGACAAUGAAGAGCGAUCUCUCGUCAUUGGAAGCAUGAACGAGAUGGCAUAUGUCAUCCAGGCAUGGCUACCUCUGAUUGUGUGGCAGCAGGUGGAUGCACCCGAAUACCGCAAGGGUUUCAUCACAACCUCUUGUCUAUCGGUCGUUUUGAUCAUUGCCACUCUGGUCGUCCGACAUCUUGAUCUUAAGGAGAAGCGAAGGUGUGUUGACCGACCAAGUCACAGAGAAGGGACUGAUGACGGCUGGUCGGACUCGCUUGCGGCGACACCGGUGGACACAAAAGUAUCCAAGUCCUAA